Brienomyrus brachyistius is the source of this 1934-nucleotide messenger RNA. Its product is annotated as transmembrane emp24 domain-containing protein 2-like. Gene Ontology annotation, biological process: intracellular protein transport; Golgi organization; endoplasmic reticulum to Golgi vesicle-mediated transport. Bases 185 to 811 code for a protein of 208 amino acids. Lineage: Eukaryota; Metazoa; Chordata; Actinopteri; Osteoglossiformes; Mormyridae. The transcript is spliced from 5 exons. The record is from RefSeq and is a predicted model, not a curated record. Gene Ontology annotation, cellular component: endoplasmic reticulum-Golgi intermediate compartment; endoplasmic reticulum; Golgi apparatus.
GCUCUGUUUGUCCUUUGCUGCGUGCCGUCCGGAUUUACGUGGCACUUUCGCUGGGGCUCACGUUUCCUUUCUCAAGCCUCGUCAACGCAAACUCCACCUCUGCAAGUUGAUGCCUCGCCGGAACCUCACGGACUCGGAGUACCUCUCACCUCCACAGAGCAGAGUGGGCGAUAAAUAAGAAGAAAUGUACACCUUUUCGGAACUCCUGGUCCUUGCGGCAGUAUUAUCCGCCACUGCUUCUGGGUACUUUGUCAGUAUAGAUGCCCACGCCGAGGAGUGCUUCUUCGAGCGCGUCAACUCUGGCACCAAGAUGGGCCUCAUGUUCGAGGUAGCCGAGGGAGGCUUCCUCGACAUCGAUGUGGAGAUUACAGGACCAGAUGGGAAACAGAUUUAUAAAGGCGACCGAGAGUCCAGUGGGAAGUACUCUGUGGCUGCCCACAUGGAUGGUACCUACAAGUUCUGCUUCAGCAACAAGAUGUCUACCAUGACACCCAAGAUCGUUAUGUUCACCAUUGACAUCGGAGAGGCGCCCAAGGGAGAUGGAAUGGAGACGGAAGGGGGGGGUGACACCUGGGAUGCGCACCAAAACAAGCUGGAGGAGAUGAUCAACGAGCUGGCAGUUGCCAUGACGGCAGUUAAGCACGAGCAGGAGUACAUGGAGGUUCGGGAGAGGAUACACAGAGCGAUCAAUGACAACACGAACAGCAGAGUUGUCCUGUGGUCCUUCUUUGAAGCACUGGUGUUGGUCGCCAUGACCCUGGGACAGAUUUAUUACCUGAAGAGGUUUUUCGAAGUGCGGAGGGUCGUUUAAAAGAAGAAAGCAUUUUCCCCCCUUUUGCAUCUGCCCACCCCCCCACCGGAGCAUUAAGACUGAAAAUAAGACCCCACUCUCUGAAAAGCCUUCUGUUUUUUUUCUCCCUAAUCCAUUGGUUUUGUUUCCCUGUCUCUCUUUUGAAGGCAUCAUUUUGGCUUUGAAUCCCCCCCCCCACAUACUGUGUUAAAUUCACUUCUAAUUAAUAUUCCAGUUAGUUUUCAGACUUCACCCUUAGAGAAGCUAUUUAUUUGACUUGGCUUUGUAUGAAACUCCAUGGACAGAACCUGCUAUAUGCAGCAGGGAGGCAGCUCUGCGUCUCACCUGUGCUGAUGACAAUGGGCCCGGGUUUAGCAGCUGAGAUACUGUAACCUGUACAGGAGUGGUUUGGACACGUUUAUAUGGGUCAUCAGCUUAGCGGUGGGCCUAAGUACUUGGAUGAGCAUUUAGACUAGUCUCAUUUUACCAGAUACACGUUUUUCUGGGUAUAACCAGCUUAUGGUUUCAUUCAGGAUCCACCUUUCAUGUGGCUUCUGCUAAACAGAAGCCAAAACAUUCUCUGUCCAUUCCUGUGUCCACAGCAGACGUACAUGAAGUCCGGGGAAGAGUUUUAGUUGUAAAAAUUUGCUACUGGUUUUGGAGGAUGUGGUUUAAAAAACCAGGUUUUACUGAGUACUGAGGGUGUAAAAAGCUUGUACUACUGUCCUGUAAUUAAGGGGGGAAAUUAGCAGAAGGGGGUUACAUCCUUAGUAUCUGGGUUAUUCAGUGUGUUCUGUGUUCUUUUUGUUCCUUUUGGGGGAAAAUGUCUGAGCCACAGUUUGUUUUGGGCUGCGGUGAGUACUGUCCGUAGUUCGAUGUAAUGGAGAACAGCUAAGCCAAAAUUGUAAAGCAUGAAAGGUGUAGUCAAUUAAACAAAACCUCUUUUUAAAUAGCAUUUUAAGUGUUUUUCCAUGGACAUCUACACACAGCACAGAUUUUGGGUAUCAUUUUGGGUAUAUUCACACCUAGAAACAAUAGAUAAAAACUGGAGCUGAGUUCUAUAGUUAUUUGCCAAGUGGGGAGGAUUUUUUUAGCCCUUUAUAUAUUCAUUGUUGAAAUAAAAUAUAAAUUUGUUUUUGGUGAA